AUGGCGGCGCCCGCACAGACCGCUGCGGCUGCUGUCACUAAAGUUGUGAUUAAAACUGAACCGAGUGAUGAAGAGGAGCACGGACGUGAGGAGAAGGACGAGGCACAGCUGCAGGAGCCCGUGGUGCCGCUGCUGGCCCCGGUGUGCGGGCUCCAGCCGCUGCACUGGUCCCAGGACCACAGGCUGUGUGUGGGCACCAACACCGGGCUGAGUGUGAUGGAGCUCCGCGGAGAACCCCCGAGCCCCGCUGGCCGAAGCGAAGACCCCCUGAGCUCCAGCCCACAACUCAACAUUCACCGCAGCUCUCUGCCUGCCACUAACGACCACCACAUCCAGGUUGGACCUCCGAAGACUCUGGAACAAGCAUACCAGAAGUUCUCCAUGUUUCAGGACCCUGUGACCCAACAGGCAUUUCUCGCCAACACCGCCAUGAACCCGAAACUACAGCGACUGAAAGGAGUCAAGUACGUGAGCUGGUCUCCGCUGGGCUGCGACUCUCAUGGGAACUGUCUCCUCGCCUGCAUCACUCUGGACCACAAACUCGUCGUGUACCAAAGCCACAGGCAUCUGGAAUGGGACACGAAAGUCGACCUCAGCCAAAAGUACGGGGCAAGGCUAAAACAACGUGGCUACGCUAAAAAGGACAAUGUACCGCCGCAAGUUGGCAUACUCAACUUUGAAGAACUGCGUAGGCGCUUUGAAAUGCAAACGCCGGUGGGGAUGGAGUGGUCUAGCGUCUAUACCACCAAACAAGUACUCCCCAACAACAUAUGUGAGGAAUCUAAAGUCGUCAUGCUAGCGGUUUUGAUGGAAAACGGCGACUUGGUCUUGUGGAAGUUUGCGCUACCGUUUUGCGGCGAAGAUGACGUGGGGUUUUACGACAUCAUCGAGUCCGAGGUGGAUCGUCCGAGCGCCCUGGCAUGGUGGGAGUACGAAAGUGAAAACCGGAGAAUGAGCGGGUUGAUCUUGGGCAGCCAAGCGGGGCCGGUGAAGAUCAUGCCCGUUAGCUUGACGGGAAUCAAGGGCUACUUCACGUUGCGGCAUCCCAUCGUCCUGUGGAAAGAUGCGGACCAGAUCAUGGUGAAAAACAUCAACUGCGUGCCCGUGACGCACCCCACUCACAACACCAACUCUAGCCUCAUCAUUGCGUCGCGUGGAUGCUACAUUUUCUGGUGUUUGCUAACAGUUUCGAACGCCGGCUUGAAAAUCAACAACUCUCACGUCGCAGGACUAUUCUCUCUUCCUGUUGUUUCGUUAACAGUCUGUCAACAACCCGUCGCUGUGUACACCUGCUCCUCGGACGGAUGGGUCAAGCGAUUAACGCCGACUUUUACAGAGAAAGGAUUAUUUUUCAAGCAAGAAGAUUUGAAGCGUCCGCAGAGUUUGACCGCAAGGCGUAUACACGGGUUAGCGGUUAGCCACAACGGAGCUUACGUGGCCAUUGCUAGCACGCAAGGAAUGGACAACAAUGGCUUUUGCCCAUUCGAGAGGACGUACCACGUGCACUUCUUGGCGCUGAAAUCGGCAAAAAGCGCAGGCAAAAUAUUACUCUGCCCCCCCGUGCAGAGUUUGCACAAUAUGGCAGACCUUCUCUCAAUUGUCCGCUGCGAAAUACUGCGGAGUAAGCGUAUCCCCACGGAUUUGCAGCAGGAGCUGGACAGACGGAUCCAGGAGGAAGAUCUGACGUACUUGUGGAAGCUGAAGCUGUUUUUGGCGCGGACUUUAUACCUGGCGCUGCAGGGGCCGAGCGACGCACCAAAAUGGAAGCCGCGGCAAGAGAUGUCGACGACGCUGAUCCCGGAUGGAGACGAGAUGGAGACUGAAGGAGAGAGGCACAGAGGCAUCAAUACACACAUUUUACUCGAGAAGGCAGAGGACCCAGAGGAGCAGAUGUCAGAGGUGGCGGCUUUGAUCGAUUCGUUGGAGACCCGUCUGAUGAAAGAGAACGUCAAGCGGCUCCUGGGGGCCGUCUACCUCAACUCUCAAAUCAUCCAGAAGUCUGGGGUCCCCACCUGUGGCCUGGUGCAGUACAUGAGCUCGCAGAGCCACGACCGAGACGCAGAGGUCCUGAUCGGUCACCUGAAGAAUAAGCUGUGUAAGCAGUCGUACCAGGAGCUCUGCAGCUUGUGUGAGGAGGUGCUGCCCUUUGACGACUGCAGACGAGCGACCUGCGCCAACGGACACGUGUGGCCCAGGUACUGCCCGGCCUCCUCACAACCUCCUCACAACCUCCUCACAACCUCCUCACAACCUCCUCACAACCUCCUCACAACCUCCUCACAACCUCCUCACACCCUCCUCACAACCUCCUCACAACCUCCUCACACCCUCCUCACAACCUCCUCACACCCUCCUCACAACCUCCUCACAACCUCCUCACACCCUCCUCACAACCUCCUCAAAACCUCCUCACAACCUCCUCACAACCUCCUCACACCCUCCUCACAACCUCCUCAAAACCUCCUCACAACCUCCUCACAACCUCCUCACACCCUCCUCACAACCUCCUCACAACCUCCUCACAACCUCCUCACAACCUCCUCACAACCUCCUCACAACCUCCUCACAUCCUCCUCACAUCCUCCUCACAACCUCCUCACAUCCUCCUCAAAACCUCCUCACAACCUCCUCACAACCUCCUCACAACCUCCUCACAACCUCCUCACAACCUCCUCACAUCCUCCUCACAACCUCCUCAAAACCUCCUCACACCCUCCUCACACCCUCCUCACAACCUCCUCACAACCUCCUCACAACCUCCUCACAACCUCCUCACAACCUCCUCACAUCCUCCUCACAACCUCCUCAAAACCUCCUCACAACCUCCUCACAACCUCCUCACAACCUCCUCACAACCUCCUCACAUCCUCCUCACAACCUCCUCAAAACCUCCUCACACCCUCCUCACACCCUCCUCACAACCUCCUCACAACCUCCUCACAACCUCCUCACAACCUCCUCACAACCUCCUCACAUCCUCCUCACAACCUCCUCACAACCUCCUCACAACCUCCUCACAACCUCCUCACAACCUCCUCACAACCUCCUCACAACCUCCUCACAACCUCCUCACAUCCUCCUCACAACCUCCUCACAACCUCCUCACAACCUCCUCACAACCUCCUCACAACCUCCUCACAACCUCCUCGCAACCUCCCCAAAACCUACAGCCCCCCCACCUCUCCUCCCUUCGCCGCCUCCUCUUCCUCCCCCUCCUCACCUCCUCCUCCUCUCUGCGCUCUGCUCUCCAGGUGUGGGCUGUCAUACCAGGCCUGCCAGGCUCUGACGUUCAGACGCUGCCUCCUGCUGGAUACCGUCUCCGUGCUGCCAAAGCCCGAGGACCCGCCGUGGAUUCAGAAGAUGCUCCAGGCGCCGUGUACUCUGUGCGACUCUCCCCUGCUCUGA
Knipowitschia caucasica is the source of this 3405-nucleotide messenger RNA. Lineage: Eukaryota; Metazoa; Chordata; Actinopteri; Gobiiformes; Gobiidae. The record is from the annotation of a GenBank genome assembly.